Messenger RNA from Papaver somniferum (opium poppy), 1505 nucleotides. RefSeq names its product 1-aminocyclopropane-1-carboxylate oxidase homolog 1-like. The transcript has 3 exons. The record is from RefSeq and is a predicted model, not a curated record. NCBI's taxonomy places the organism in Eukaryota, Viridiplantae, Streptophyta, Magnoliopsida, Ranunculales, Papaveraceae. The coding region runs from base 236 to 1303 and encodes 355 amino acids.
AUUUUCCAGUUUUGAUCACCACAACUACUCUCCUUCUUCACUUCACACAACAAUUAUGGAAAAGAUUGAACUAACUCAGUUUGAAAGUGGGUCGCGAUUGGAAGCUCUCAUUUUGUAGAAUAUUUGCAGUUCGUGAGCUCUAUCUCCUUCCUUCCAUAUCUUCCAAAUUUCAAAUUUUUGAUAAAGAAGACCCAAAACCUGCCACAGAUCCAUUGUUGACAAGAAUUUCGUCAAAAUGGAAGUUUUGCCCUAUGAUCGUAACAAAGAGUUUAAGACUUUCGAUGAUGCGAAAGCUGGUGUUAAAGGACUGGUUGAUGCUGGAAUUGAAAAGGUUCCACAAAUGUUUAUCAGGACACUUGAUGAGCUAGCACAAGAUUUACCUGUUCAUGAUGAGGGGGUUGAGAUUCCAUUGAUAGACAUAAGUUGCAUGGAUAGCCGACGUGAAGAUAUUGUCGAUGAAAUUAGGCGUGCAUCAAUGACUUGGGGGUUCUUUCAAUUGUCAAAUCACGGAAUCCCUCUCACCGUGACCAAGGAAAUGAUACAAAGUGUUCAUAAAUUUCAUGAACAAGAUAUGGAAGUCAAGAAACAAUUCUACACCAAAGACCAGGGUAAAAAAUUUCAAUGUAACAUGUUUCUUGACUUUUACAAAGGAAAAUCUGCUGAUUGGAGGGAUACCUUUCGAUGUUUAUUUCGAAGUCCUGAACCUGUCAAUCCCCACGAAUUGCCAGACAUUUGCAGGGAUAUUAUGCUCGCGUACGGGAAGUAUAUCAUCGAUCUUGGAGAUGCUCUUACUGAGUUAUUUUCAGAGGCUCUAGGGCUAAGAAAGAACCAUCUCAAAGGCAUGGACUGCAACCAGGAUUUGACCAUUAAUGGUAAUUAUUAUCCAGCAUGCCCUGAACCUGAAGUGACCUUAGGUGCAAAGAAGCAUGCAGACCCAACUUUUUUUACCAUUCUCCUCCAAGAUCAUAUCGGUGGACUGCAAGUUCGUCACCAGAAUUAUUGGGUUAAUGUGAAGCCUAUCCCAGGUGCUUUAAUAGUAAACAUUGGUGAUUUCUUCCAGUUUGUCAGUAAUGACAAGUUUAAGAGUGUGGAGCAUCGCGUACUUGCUAACCCGAUCAAACCAAGAGUGUCAGUUCCAUGUUUCUUCAAACCAAAUAGCACCAAGUUGUAUGGUCCUAUCAAUGAUUUAAUCUCUGAAGAAAAUCCGCGUGUAUACAGAGAUGCUACAUUUACAGAGUAUUUCCUUCAUUUCCGUUCCAUAGGGGUUGGUGGUGAAUCUGCCUUGAACUAUUUCAAGGUGUGAAGCUACAGCAGCGUCAGCCCAAGAUGCAGUAGUUAAACAGCAUGAGGGAAUCUGACUAGUGAGGGUAUUUUCUUAUGAUAAGGAAAGGGUAUUUGCUUUCGAAUUAAUCUAAAUUGUAAUGCACCUUAAGGUCCAUCUGUAUUACUAUACAAUCCAUUUAACCUUGCCCCAAAAAUAUAUGCACAAUGAAAAUUUGACAAAA